AUGCCCCACGCCGUCGAUUACAGCCUUAUCCAGGUCAAGGAGCUGCAUCCUACCUUUGCUGCCGAGGUGUCUGGAGUUGACUUCUCACGGCCCGUGCCCGAAGAUGUCUUUCAAGAACUCUGGAAGGCCGUCAACCAGUACGGGGUCCUAGUGUUCCGGCACGCCAAGUUGAACGACGAGCUGCACAUCCAAUUCUCGCAACGGCUGGGCGAACUCGACGACGUGCUCCCUCACAUCCAAGCGGGCCGGCCAUUCCGGUUCAAGCACAAGGAAUUAUUCGACGUAGGGAACAUCGAGGAGGACGACGCGUUGGUCAAGCCCGGAAGCCAUCGCUGGUAUUACGGCAAGGGCAACAACCUCUUCCACCACGACUCGUCAUUCAACCCACGCCGGGCUGGCCUCUCACUGCUCCGCGCCCACGAAAUCCCACCGCCGGGCCAAGGCCUGGGCGGCAACACGGACUUUGCGGACUGCCGCACCGCGUACGACGACCUGCCCGCGGACCUGAAGAAGCAACUCGAGGACAACGACUACGUGGUGGCGCACUCGCUGCUGCAUUCGCGCCGGAAAGCCGCGCCCGAGUACUUCACCGACGUGGACCCGGAAAAGGGCUACUUCUCGCGCCACAAGGUCGUGCAGACCCACGAGCGCUCCGGCCGCAAGACGCUCUACAUCGGCAAUCACAUGCACCACGUCGAGGGCCUGCCGGAGGAGGAGAGCACCGCCUUGAUCAAUCGUCUGCUCGAUCACGCCUGUCAGGACAAGUAUGUCGUGUCGGUCGAGUGGCAGAACCCCGGCGAUUUGAUCCUCUGGGACAAUACCUCCGUCAUGCACCGCGCGCACGGUGGCGCGUACGAGGGCAAGUAUCGGCGCGAUAUGCGCCGGACCACCGUCCAUGACGAUUCGAGCUAUGCUUGGGGGUUGAAUGAGAAGACGAGCAUGAGGGUCGGCUUGCCUUAG
Cladophialophora carrionii CBS 160.54 is the source of this 960-nucleotide messenger RNA. RefSeq lists its product as uncharacterized. Lineage: Eukaryota; Fungi; Ascomycota; Eurotiomycetes; Chaetothyriales; Herpotrichiellaceae. The transcript is spliced from 3 exons. The record is from RefSeq and is a predicted model, not a curated record. Gene Ontology annotation, molecular function: oxidoreductase activity. Bases 1 to 960 code for a protein of 319 amino acids.